AUGGAUGGACUGGUUUAUAUUAACUUGAAUUGGGGUAUUACCUUACUCACUCAGACUGCUGCUGGAAUCCUUGGAAAUUCUUCACUCCUUUGCUUUUAUAACUUUACUUUUAUCACUGCACAGAGAUUGAGACCCACAGACUUGAUUCUCAACCAGCUGGUCUUAGCUAACAACUUGGUUAUUCUCUCUAAAGGGAUCCCUCAGACAAUGGCAGCUUUGGGAUUGAAAUCUUUCCUGGAUGAGGCUGGAUGUAAAGUUGUCUUCUAUUUACACAGAGUGGCCAGAGGGGUUACUCUCAGCACCACCUGCCUCCUCAGUGGCUUUCAGGCCAUGAAACUUUGCCCCAGUAUCUCUGUGUGGAUGGAAAUCAAAAUUAAAUCUCCAAAGUGCAUCGUUUUCUGCUGUUUUCUUUGCUGGAUCUUGCAUCUUGUGUUAAAUAUCUCUGUUGUAAAACAUGUAACUGGCCAAACAAAUAACAAAAACAUGAGCAUGGAAAAAAUGUACAGAUACUGUUCCUCACCCACUUUAGGGAGACUGCUAUUCUCAGUAAAUGCAGUCAUUUUCUUGGUCACUGAUGUUAUGUUUUGGGGCCUCAUGGUUUGGACUAGCAGGUUCAUGGUCCUUUUUCUGUACAGACACAAGCAGCGGGUACAACACAUUCACAGCAGCAGGAUCUCACCCAGAACUUAUUAUGAAACUAGAGCCACAUGCAUUAUCCUGAUCCUGGUGAGCAUGUUUGUCUCCUUUCAUGCUCUAUCUAGCACUUUAUCAUUUUGGAUAACCCAGAUUCAAAAUCCAAUCCCUUGGCUGAUAAACAUCUCUUCCCUGGUGUCUCUGGGCUUCCCAACAUUCAGCCCCUUUGUGUUUAUUUUUAGUGAUACCCGAGUCUCACGGUUCUACUUUGCCUGCUAG
Molecule: messenger RNA, 912 nt
Organism: Galeopterus variegatus (Sunda flying lemur)
Lineage: Eukaryota; Metazoa; Chordata; Mammalia; Dermoptera; Cynocephalidae
Product: vomeronasal type-1 receptor 1-like
Exons: 1
Coding region: 1-912 (303 amino acids)
Biological process (GO): G protein-coupled receptor signaling pathway
Cellular component (GO): membrane
Molecular function (GO): pheromone receptor activity
Source: RefSeq, a predicted model, not a curated record